Cuscuta epithymum is the source of this 2108-nucleotide messenger RNA. The record is from the annotation of a GenBank genome assembly. NCBI's taxonomy places the organism in Eukaryota, Viridiplantae, Streptophyta, Magnoliopsida, Solanales, Convolvulaceae.
GUAAAUUAAACACCUAAAGCUAAAUGCUAGAAUGUGUUUUUAAUUUUUCUAUUACAUGAAAAAAUCACAUACUCAUCAAAUAGUACAAACUUUUAUUUUUCAAAAUCAAUUUUUUCUUGAAACAAUAUUAACUUUUAUUACUCCGUACUUUUUUAUUGUCAUUACUAACUCUUAUUACUAGUAAUCAUUUUUUCCAAUAUCAUUUCAAAAAUGUUUUUUUUAAAAUAAAAACAAUUGCAAAUAGUCUGGGGUGCCUAAGAGCUUCUCCAACAAUCAUCAAAUCAUACACCAAAAUGGUGGAUUUGUCAAAAAAUUGCUCCAACGACUACACCAUCUCUUUCACCAUUUCACCAUUUUGGGGGAGGGGGUUUGGAUUUAUGCCAUAUACGGCGUACGCCAAUACCUGUGCCAUUUGCUUUAAAUGAGUGAAAGCAGAUUAAAAAGUAAUAAUAUGGAACUUAGGAGGUUGUUAUUAAUUUUUUGUAUUGCUAAUACUCUGUAUGUUUUAACUACGGUAAAAUGAUAACCUCAUAUUCAGUUUUUUAUAUCUGUGUAACAUUUAAAUUGGAAUUACUCUCGCUUCUCUUUUGGGCUUCAGCCACUUAGAGUUUUUCCGUCUUCGAUUUUAAUCAAAGGACGACAUUGGUUUUCUACUUCGUCCUUGGAAGCUUCGCAUCGCCUAGAACUCGUCCUCGGUCACCUGAAGGGGAAUCAUGUAAGGUUUGGCUGCAGCGAGGCGGCUUCCAGGCAGUUCGCUGGGGGCAAAUAGAUGGAUGACGUGGUCAACCAAUACAAACAGAUGGCUAUUGGGGAUGACAAGGAAGAGGUAAUUUUUGAUGAAGAAGAAGAUGGCGAGGAAUCUGUCAAAAGCUCGACCGAAUUCCCAGUGGUAGGUGUCAUUCUGAUUGAUAGAAAGAUUAAAUUCCAAUUUUUCAAAGAAUUGAUGGCAUCGCUGUGGAGGCCUGUCAAGGGAGUUUCAAUUCAGGAGAUUGACGAAAAAAGGUACUUAUUCACUUUUUAUCAUAUUCUGGAUAUGCGACGUGUUCUUGAUGAGGGGGCGUGGUCGUUUGAACGUAAUUUAUUAUUGCUAAAAGAGAUUAAGACUGAGGAUAUUCCUAGCCAGGUUAAGCUAUACGAGGCUGAGCUCUGGGUGCAAGUGCGUGAUGCUGCGUAUGGCUUUAUGAAUCUCGGUUCUGUCAGGAAAAUUAGUAAUUUUAUUGGAGAAUUUCAUAAAUUUGAUGACAAAAAGUCUAUAUCUGAUGAAAAGUUUAAGUCAUACUUGAGGAUUAGAGUCCGUAUGGAUGUUAGAUGACCUUUUAAAUAAGGUACCAUACUUAAGAAGGUAGGGUUUAGUCAAUGGGUGAAUUUUAAAUAUGAAAAACUUCCAGAUUUCUGCUUUGUUUGCGGUAUUAUUGGGCACUCUGACAAAUUUUGCCCGAUAGUUCAUGAGGGGGAGAAUAUAACUUUUGACAAAAAUUAUGGAGUCGAACUGAAGGCGGGGACGAGGGUGCAGAUCAGUCCCACAGGCCACAGGAGGUUCUAAGUGACUAGUUGAGGGGUCAUCAAGUACUGAGUUGGGAAUGUCUGAAGAACAGAAGGCUGAUAAACAGGACUUGAAGGAUGCUACAGGUACGACAACUAGCUCCAUAAAGGAAGGUAACUCGGUUAGUCCGAAGGAAGUCUCAGGGAAUCCAAAGCGUAGGAGGACCUGAGAAAUGGGGCAAAAAGGAGAUGCUACAAAGGAAGAGAUGCACUGGUUGAUCCAAAAAAACAGAGAGGAGGCAGACCUCUUGUAGGUCUGCCGGUCUAUGGGGAGGAUCUGUACAAGAACGGCGGCGGUGGAGGUGCUUUUGGUCUGGAAGAAGACUGUUUAUUUUACUGCGCUUUUUAUUUUUAUUGCUGUUGAUCAGACUUGGUUUCUUUUAAUUGUUAUUUCUUUCAAUUGUAAGACUCUUGCAUUAGAUUUGUGUGAGGUUUGAUCAGCUUCAAUCAUCUGUGGCUCAUGUUUGCCCAUUAAUUGAUCAGCGAGUUAUAGUGUUUUUUUGAACGUGAUUAACUCCAAGUCUGGUUCGCGGGCUGACGGUUGGACGUGUUUCCUUACUUUGUUU